Nerophis lumbriciformis (worm pipefish) is the source of this 780-nucleotide messenger RNA. RefSeq names its product type-2 ice-structuring protein-like. The record is from RefSeq and is a predicted model, not a curated record. Lineage: Eukaryota; Metazoa; Chordata; Actinopteri; Syngnathiformes; Syngnathidae.
AUGGCAUCUGAGUACGACUCAGAAACACUCUACUUUUCUGAGGGGCGUCGAGGGCGCGCUUGCCUGCACAUCGUCCAAACGAGCUUGGUGAUUGUGUUGCCCACAGCCCAGAGUGCCUCUAUUGUGAUGACUCAGCAGCUCUUUUGUGCGACUUCCAAGGUUUCUCAGUCCGUCGUCUUCAACCUCUGCACCAUCUUCCUGGCUAAGAUGCUGACUGUGACUUUAGUUCUUUGUGCCAUGGUGGCACUGGUUACAGCUGACGAUGCAGCUGCCAACCAUACCCAUACUCGUGCGUCAAAGUGUCCAGCCAACUGGAAAACACACAACAACCGAUGUUACUACUUUGAAUCCUGCACUAAGAACUGGGUUAAUGCUGAGAGACAAUGCCAGACCAUGGGUGGGAACCUUGCAUCAAUACACGACGAUGACGAGCAUAAGUUCCUUCAGACCUUGACUCAGUCAGAAGGAUGGAUUGGAGGCUCAGAUUGCCAAAUGGCUGGAAGCUGGUUUUGGAGUGAUGGUACAGACAUGUCGGAAACUCUCUGGUGUCCACAAAAACCAGACAACACACUAGCAGAGUGCUGUCUGCAGACCAACAGUCAAGUCGCCAAAUGCUGGGAUGACAUCGCCUGUGACACACUACUGCCAUAUGUGUGUGCAAAAUCUCUUUAGACUGCAGGCUGACCUGGACCCAUACUAGCAGAAGACUGGAUAUUUACCAACUGGAGAACAUAACGCAGACAUCUUUUCAUACAUGUAAUAAACAUAUUGAGUAUACAA